Amoebophrya sp. A120 is the source of this 3603-nucleotide messenger RNA. The record is from the annotation of a GenBank genome assembly. Lineage: Eukaryota; Dinophyceae; Syndiniales; Amoebophryaceae.
CCCAGCGACACGCUUUUCUCAGCAUCGCGUUCGUUCAAAAUACCGAAUUAAGUACGAAUCCGAGCAGUCGCCGGACAAAAAUCAUGAACGACAGCAGGACAACACUAAGAGUUGUGCAUAGUUUUAAGAAACAAAGGUCCACCAAGAACUACUUCACGAAAAAUAAAGCAUAAGCAACAGAUAAAUAAACCACGUCAUGUCCCUCUCCCCCAGCACGACCGCCUCCUCAAAACAAGCCGGCGCGGCUUUGAUGCGACGUGCGAGUAGUAGCUCCAGCACGACCUCCGCAUCGAAUGCAAACGCUGCUUCCUCCGUCCGGCUACUCCUUGUCCGUCACGGUGAGUCCGAGUUUAACGCAGCCAUCCGGUCUCCCUCCUGGUGGCUCUCGCCGCGUUUUUACGCGAAUGGGUUUGACCCGGGGAUCCGCGACCCGCAGCUGACGCCGAAGGGAUAUGGCGUUCGCAACUGUUACAUUCUCAACUGUUACAUGGAUUCGCGAUGCAAGAAUGGGAAACGUGAAAGGGGUGGCAUUGCGCGUCUUGCAUGACAGAUUUGGUACAGAUUAUCAGCCUGCUUGGCCUUUCCAGAAUUUGUCAUGCAGAACAGCUUGAUCGUGUAGAUGAUAAUGGUAGUUUUGCAUGACAAAUCAUGUAACAGUUGAGAAUGUAACAGUUGGGAACGCCAUAAGGGACGAAGGCAGAGUGUGACGAACCAGGAGAAACUGCAACAGGCGAUACGGGAUGAGUUGCGGAGGUCGCUGACGUUCGACGAGGGAGAGCAGGAAGAUCAUGCAGUUGGGGCUGCUGGGAACGCGAAACAACAUAAUUCUAGCGAGGAAAUAAACAAAGCAGUGAAGCAUGACAGGGCAGAAGAGGACGAAGAAGCAGCACAGCAGCUGCUCCCCGGUGCAGUGGAGGAAGUGGUGGACGCAUCGGCGAUAGCAAAAAAUCCGAAUGCAGCUGUACAACGAGGAAACAGUACCAGCAGCUCUACGGGCGCCGCGAGCAGUCGAGCGCCAUCAACCUCGUCGAUGCAGCUAGCAAUCUUCACCUCUCCCUUCCAGCGCGCAAUACAAACGUCACUGCUUAUGCUCGGAAGAGCGGAUUUAGACGCGAGUAAAUCACCGAAAACGCGCAGUGGUGCAGCUUCCAGCAAUACAAUAAACGCCGGCAGUGCAGAGGCAGAACAGCAUGACAAACAGCGGAAAAAAACUUCCUACAUCGGCGGUUUUUUCCGCGCUCUGCUUCCCAGGACCUCGACGUAUCCUGUGCAAAAAGGUCUCCACCCCAGAGUUGUCAUGCAAAUGCGCAAUGAUAGGAACAUUUGUAUUGCGCAGCUCCAUGAGCGGCAUAAUUUUCAGUGGUGUUUUGGCAUUUGUAAUGCUGUAAACAGGAUGAGAGAGCGGCUUUCUCAUGCGGGGUUCCUUGCUAGCCAAAACUACACUGCAGAUGGAAAGUUGUCACGCAGAACUCCCAAAACUUGGGGAUUUGUGUUGCAGACUUCCCAUCUUGACUAUGGUACGGGGGCGUUUCUGGAUAGGAUACGACGAAAAGUAAGAUCAUGCCGAUCGGGAAAGUGGACUCGAACACUAAUUCGAUAGUAUCAACACAUGCAAAUAUAUCUGGGUCCGAAAGAAUGCAAGUUUGUCAUGCUGAGUCUGGACUAUGCAAAAAUCUGUGUUGCAUGAUUACCAAAAGUAGUUGCCCAAUCAAUCUUGACCAAGUUGGGAGGGAGUUUCUCAUGCAGGAUAAGCGUGAUAGAGAUCUCACAGAAUCUGUCACGCUAGUAACUCCUGCAUUCCAGACCUCAGGGGUCAUGGCAAAUCAGCAUGACCAAUCUCGCAUUCUUCCAGACGCAGACAUAUUUGCAAUGCAUAGAUAGCUGCGCAUGACCAUGACCACGAGAGAACACUGACAAACAGCACCAUGACCGGCCAAAACACCAUCGUAGCCCUAGCAGCUCUCCGCGAACGGUGUAAGCACAUCAGCGAUUUAGGGACACCGUUGGAGGAGUUAAAGCAGAUCUAUCCGGGCGUGAACUUUGACAGCAACGAGGGUUGUAGUACUUCUGCAUCAACAAAAAAUAUCACGACGUCGAAAAACGAUACCACAGUUGUCGACCAAAAAUCGUCAAGAACAGCAACAGACAACUCCUGGUGGCUCCCGAAAAGCAAAGUUGGUCUAGUGGACGCUAUAUGCAUUGCAAAAGGAUCGUACAACUCGUAGUAUUGCUAUACAAAUUAGGUCAGCGAAUUUGUCAUGCUGAUUUGCUUGAAAAAGAAAUUUGUCUUGCAUGACUGCGAUUAGUACGAGUACGAUGCUUUUGCAUAGGAUACGCGAGUAAGUGGGAACCCAGCUUGCUACGAGGGACCAUCGAAAAGAAGGAGGAGGUAUAUAAUACUGUAGUUUCAUUCCAUGUUUUUGUCAUGCGGUAAAUGCAACUUUGGAAACAGGCUUUCGCUUUGUCAUGCACGACAAGAACGACUGUAGUUGAAGACUGAUUGCCGAUAAUCGUUGGAAAUCAUGGCAGUCGUAAAUACAACUAGGUCCGCGCCCGCAUAGACGAAGUGAAGCGGUUUUUCCUACAGCAACAAAACGCAAAUUUGAUCAUCGUCUUAUGCACUGCAUACAUGUCUGGGUCUGGAAGAAUGCAGCUUGUGAUGCUAAAUAAGGACUAUGCAAAAAUUUGUGUUGCAUGAUGACCAAAAGCUGUCCACUUUUGACCAAGGUGGGAGUGAGUUUCUUAUGCAGGAUAGGGAUGAUACAGAUCUCACAGAAUCUUUCAUGCUGAAUCCUGCAUUGCAGGCCUUGUGUGUCAUGUUGAACCUGCAUGAGAAGUCUUGUACUUACUCCUCCAGGAGACCCAGAAAUAUUUGCAUCUGAUACGUCUUCGGCCACUCCAACUACUUCCGGGCCUUCAUGCCGAACAGCCGAAAGUUGGCGAACGCCGAGAUUUAUCCUGUGCAAAAGUAUCGUACUCGUAUAAAUGCUAAUGCAAGUCUUGCAUUACAAACCUUGUUCUCAAGCCAGAUUAGCAUUACAAAUUUUAUUUCUCAUACUGAGGAAAUUUGUAAUGCAUUUAUACGAGUGCGAUACUUGUUUUGCAGUGCAUAAGAUUGCGAGCUGCACGCUCCACAAGGACGGGGAGGUGUCGGACGUGAAGUUUUUGUGAUAAUUAGUAGAGUUCCGGUUGUGUUUCACGUGAACACAGCAGAUGAAGUAGGGACAGUACUACAAAAUAAUAUCGCAGCUAGUUGUCGUGAUUGCAUUCGAAUGAACUCGUCAGCGUUUUGUACCAUAAUUUUUUGAGGAGCAUUGGCACGUUUGGUGCCGUUGCUCUGGCUUUUCUUGAUACAUGUAUCUACGACCUACUGUGCUUGUACCAUAUUUUUGUCAACGCCCAAAUUUUCCGCACGAAGACACUAUGUACGAUACAGCUUGUCACAUGCUAAAAACGAUGAAAUAGAAACAAAGCCCUCACAUAGCUUUACAACAGUAGAAACGAAAGCUUGUUUUUCUGAAGAUCAUCGGCAUGAGGAAUGAAGAAAACUACAAGGGUUGUUCGUGGAGCAAUUUACUUUCAACGAGAACCACGAAAGGGCGG